GCGUAAAGCACCCAGAGAGACUUCCUACUGUCGCAAACCACAUCGCAGGCUGGCAACAAGGCGGAUGCCAUUUAUUCUGUCUUUGGUUCCCGUUCCAACACCGGGGCCCUCUGUGGAAGCAACGAUUGCUCCGUCAGUUGUACUUGACGCGUCAUGCCUGCCUUCUCUGCCAUCAACCUCGAGCCCGAGGAGAAUAUCGAGGAGGAAUUCGACACGACCAAGGAGCUCCAAGUCGAUGAAGCCCUCAAGCUCUUCCAGAAUGCUCUUAAGCUCCAUGCCCAAGGUCCACAGUUCUUCGACGAGGCAUCCGAGGCCUACGACUCCCUCUUCCUUUCCGACAUAUUUAAGCUCCCCGAGAGCACGACCGAGUAUGAACGUACCGAAAGAUUGCAGAACCCCUUCGUGCCGCUGGAGUCGAACUUUGGCUCGGGCCUCGAGGUGACUGCCGUGGACCCUGAUGGCAGUGCUGCCAGUCUCCCCCAGGCUCUUUUCCUCUCCUACAAGAACCAUGGUCAAUUCGCCUUGGAUAAGAUAAAAUACAGGGCGAAAUCCGCGGGACCGUCUGCAGACACCGUCUUCGAGGAGCCCGAGGUCAUAGCCAGUGCUCGGAAAGCGCUGGAUGAUUUCACAGCUGCCCUGGACAGGGACCCGUCUGACGCCGAGCUCUGGAGAAGAACCGCAAGGACGGCGGCGUUCCUUGACAGUACACGAUUGAGCCGAUAUUGCCUCGAGGCUGCAAUAGAAAUGGAUGAUGACCCAGCCCUCGUCGAACCCGAACCUCCAUCCUUGGCUGAGGCGUUCGCCGGCGAACAACUCAAGGAUCACCUCGAAAUUCUUUCCGAUGACAUAGCCCUAUCCCAUCCCAUCAUGAAACCGUUCGUGGAAAAGGACAUGCCCGCAUUGUUGAAGCCGCAUCUGGACCCGUUUCCUUUCCUUCCGAACCCGACCAAAGAGCUGGCUGCCCGUAAAUCACUAGCCGCGGAAAUCAGCUCGCCAAGACUACCUGUCGACAUUCCAAGCUUGUCCUGGGCACAGAUCGGUAUGCGCUUGGUGUAUCUGGCUACAGAGGCUGGCUUUACUGGGCGAGCAGUUCUGAUUGAGCUGCCAGAUGGGAGGGACGAAGACGAGGAAGGACUGCAGAUGGAAGUUGACCAACAGUCUCCCGCCGCUGCAGCUCAGGAAACCUCUCUGGAAAAUGCGGCACUUGAUUCGCCUACUGAUACGAAGCCCUCCUCCAAAGAUGGACAGACUGAGAAUGGGACAAGUCGGCAGCGAAGCGUUUCGUUACCAUCCCGGAAACGAUCGAUGUCUGUGGCCGGUCUACCGGAGCCCACAGAAGAAGACAACGCUGAUUCAAAACGACCAAAAAGAGUAAGGAGACGUGAAACCACGCUCACCGAAGACGUUGUCAAUGACACAAAUUUGCGGGCGACUCAGUUGCAACCAUACCAAGGCGCAGAUCAGAACCUCUUCCAAUUGACCAAAAAUAUUCUGGAAAAUCUUGGCGUGACCGAUAAGGCUACCGUUGACCGGAUUGGUGACAUUAUCGACUCCGCCGCUCUCGAGGAAAGGACGUCGAAGAUCACGCACGCUGCGAGCAUGGAUUUGCGCGACUCCCUCGUCUCAUACGACGAAGAGAUUGCACAAGUCUUCCUCACAAAGUUGAAGACGCCCACUCUAGGCAUGAACACCUUCCUCGAGCACACAAAGCCUGGUGCGCAACGAGUAGUGGAGACAGCCGGUUUUGAUGAACGCAGCGGCCUGAAAGCCUUCGUGAAGAGGAUAAACUCGGGUUGGAUGACUGCUCAGGACGUCGCUUUUGACUGGAUUCUGUUGAUAUCCAAAAGUUACACAACCAAGAAAUGGUCUGAGCAGCUCAAAACCGCAGUCGUUCAAGUCAUCAGUCAUUUUGACGAGGCUAUCCAUGAUCGCGUCGUCUACGAGAUUGGCCAGCUUCAAGGCCGCGAGGAUGAGGAAAACAAGGAGUCCGAAUUUGUUGAACUUGACAACCUUGUCCAGAUGCUAUUCGAGUUGUAUCUUGACGUCUACGAGCGUAUCACGAACCCGAAUAGCCGCGUCGACGUUGCAAUACGACUUGGCACGAAGGGGCGACUUGGACGGUGGUUGGAUCUAGCAUCUGAUCUGAGGCGCACGAGGCCAGCGGACGCCAGUGUCGACUUGUCUUUGCGAUUCCUUUGGGCAUGCGUCUUUUCAACCACCCUAGCCGAGGGAAUCUCGCGAGACCACGUACUGGCAUGCUGGCAUAGUCUGCGGGACUAUUUGACGACGACUGGCGAUGGCAGGAUUGACUUGCCGAACAAUGCCAUUAUGCCGGAGAUCUCGUCUGUUGAGGCAGACAGGGAGAUCAGUAAACUGACAACCAUGGACUUUUUUCUUGGCCUUUUUCAGGAAGAAAUGGCCGACCCUGUGGCGGUCAUCGAUACUCUUGAGCCAGUGCUCAAUCCCGAUGCAGUUUUCGUAAAACCGCCUCAAGGGCCCUCUACGAACGGCGACAAAGCUGGGAGCGCAGCCGUGGCCAAGGUCUCAAUCAAGGACUGUGCUAGCCAAGGUCUGAAAGACUUGUGGAAAUUCCUUCUGACCAGUAGCACUGAUCUCAGGCUUCUUUUGUGGUCUCGUCUGAGUGAUGCCUACGGCACCAUCAAAUACACAACGAAACAGUUCUCCUGUCUCUUGAAAAGCAUCGAGAUGGUCAUCGAUGACAUAGACAGCGAGACGUACUCAACUGCGGCCCCAGAAUCUCGAAAGAUGGCUCUGCUGAAGCUCCUGAGAUCCAUCCAUGAUAUGAUGGUGUCCGCCCUUUCUUUGGCAUUGAAUGACAACACUUCAUUCGACAUCAUUGAUGAGGAUCACAUUCGGUCUACUUCGUCAGCUCUCGCGAGGCUGAGCUGCCUCAUCCACGUUGCUGUGAUGCAAGGGGAUGAGUUCACUCUAGGAAUCACGCCACCGCCGUCCAAGUCUGCAACCUUCAAGGAGUUAUCGGAGCGCUUGCGAGACUUGGAGGUGAGGACUUGGACACUGCAAUACUGCCUGAUCAAAGUCGGCAUCCACCAGGACACUGGUGUGUUCAAGACACCAGACAACGACCUUGCUGACUUUUUGAACGCGGUACACCAAGUUCUUGGACUCAGGAAAGCUUGCAGUGCGUCAAACAAGAUUUUCUUGAAGAUGAUGCGAAUAGAGCUUUUGAAGCAGACGAAUAUCGAGAACUGGGAAGAUUAUCUGGGCCAGGUUCUUUACGAUUUGCAUGGUCUCAGGCUGGGCGUUGGUAUAUGGGAGGUACACGACCAUGGCUGCGUACCAGAGAAACUGGAAAAGCGGCAGGCGAUGCAGCUAGUCGAGAAGAUCACGACACUCGCCAAUCGCAUAUCUAUGAAGGAUUUGCUCAAGUCGGAUCUCAAGAAUACCAUUGAGCACAUGCAAGGGGCUAUCGGGCAGGCCAGGUCCAGCACACCCAUGAUCCACAAUCUUCGCAACUUCCAGGAGUACCUCAAGAAGCCGAUACACCCGUUGCGCCUUUAUCAAGCUCUUGAUGGCACUGUGCCGCUGGAUGCAACUACGGUCAACACGGCGGAAGCAUCUCUCGCCAGGAAUGGCUGGUUCUUUUUGUUGGGCAUGAUCGCCCUCACCAAGUUCAAGGGCGUGGAUUUGAAUCGCCGCCAGACCCCGGGAGCAACAGACGACCUCCGCAUCGGUGCGACAUUCCUGCGCCUACAGCUACAAUUCACGCCUGACAUGUGGGAGGCAUGGUUUCGACUGGCGGAGUGUUUUGACUACGAGCUGGACGAAGCAGUGCUGUGGUCGGCUGACAAAAUGAACAAAGAUCGGAGCGAGCUUCUCAAGUUCCAGCGCCAUGCCAUUCACUGCUACACCCUAGCACUGUCACAUUCCCACGCGUGGACCCCCGAGACCAAAGAGGACGAGGACAAGUUGUCACAAUUCUACCACAAUUUUGCCAUGCGCAUGUAUGCAUCAAGCCGCGAGCCAUUCGCGAUGGAGCCUCUCCAACAUAGCGACUACGCCAGGUUCUACCCAGAGGCAAAUGGAAGUGGCACGUUCAAAAAGCUUUUGCACAGAGAGAUGAGCGAAUACGAGGUGUGGAAGUACGCAGCUACUUUGUUCAGGAGAGCAUUGAAAGGCAAGCCAAACGAUUGGAAGAAUGCUUACAUGCUGUCCAAGUGUCUCUGGAAGAUGCACCAGAAGCCAGCGGACGUUCUUGAGCUGAAGGAUCGAAAGACGCUGCCUACGGUGAAGACACUCAUCGAGGCUCUGGAGAAGACAAUCGAGGUCGUGGUCCUGCUGCCCAAGCCGAGGCAUGGCCAAGACCCCAUCUUGGAGCCGCACUACAAGAUUGUCUCCAUUUUGCACAAGCUGGUCUCGCGCAAGAGCUUGACGGUCCCGGAGGCGGUUAGCAUCCUUCAGCGCCAGCCCUACGCUGUCCAACAAAGUCAACAAGAGAGCAUCCAGUCUGUAGAUGAUUGGAAUGCUCUUGUGAUUGAGAACUUGCGCCAUUUGCGCGACAAAGACAAAUCUCACUGGCAGCACCGUAUCAUCAUGCGGAACGCACGCAUGAUCUAUGACCCACGAGAAGAGGAGCCCUUGAACCAGCUUGCGGAAGCGCAAGCGGCCUUCGCUGUCUUACGCGAGCACAUGAUCACAAAGACGAUGGCAAUCAACGUCUGGAAGUGCGACGCUGAGCGCGCCGGUCGUCAUCAUGUGUACACGGAGCAAUAUGUACGGUACACAGUGAAGCUCUUGACUGACACAAAAGAUCAUGUGAAUAUGGAGCUUCUUCUGCGCAAGAUUCGCAAGAAAGGUGCAGACUUCUACCACUUUAGUGACCUCUGGGCUUCAUGUUUACAAGCAUACACGAGACUCCUGCGCCGCACCUAUGAGAUCCCAGCACUUGAAGAGGAUAUUUUCAAGAACAUGAGCUUCGAAGAGUUCGAUAUACUGGGAGAACGCAUCAACGACUGGGCAGGGGCGAAGGAGAGGGCCCACACGGCUUUAAGCGCCAUGAAGGAGGCGAUCGAGGUGAAGAAAUUGAACGGUGGUUUGACCAAAGCAGGUAUGAUUGACGACUUGAUACACGACUGCUAUUCCGAUCUCUACCGAAGUAUCGCCAAGGAGCUUCCCGGUCCGGAGCCUUCACAGAUUAUCGAGGAGCGCAACAGGCUUAAGACCUCCGAAAUGCAGACCAACGGCAAUCAGGACAAAGAGCAAUUCAACGGUCUGCUACACCCCGGCGGGAUGGACAAGAGUGCUGACCCAGGAAACUCAACGGCCGGCCGUGCACCUAGUGAGGCGCCAUCUGCUGGUGUCAACGGGGGGGAGAAGAUGGAACGGUCCACCUCCAACACGGGAGACCCGGGCGUCACACGACGCAGGCUACUAGGAGUACGACGUGCCGAUGUGCUGCGCAAGGCCGAACAGGCAGCUUCGAGAGCUACUGAGCAGCCGCCGCCCAAGUCUGCCGUUAGCGAGAGAUCCAACGGCAGGAGGUCCAGGCGUGGCAGUCCAGGCAGUCAGCAGAACGGCGUAGACGACAACGUGGGCGAAGAGAGCGAAGGUGAGGACGGUGACGGAGAUGUUGAGAUGAAGCAGGAGAACGAGAACGAGGAUGAGCAGGCUGACGGAAAACAAGAAGGCGGUAACGAAGCAGGUGAAGAGGCAGCGGCGGAAGGCGAAGAGAGUGAAGCGUCGAGUCCGAGGCCCGACCACGAUGAUGCAGAUGACGAGAGCGACCUUAGUGAUGUCCCUGACGACUACGACCGAGAUAUACCGCCGACAUUGAUGUUCCCAAAUCUACGCCGCAGUGUGGAUCUCUCGGUUGUAGCCAGCUCAGGUUCGAGCACCAGUGCAUCUGAUGGUGAGGAGGAAGCCGAGGGCUCCGGCGAGGGCUCCGGCGAGGGCUCCGGCGAAGAGGAAGGCGAAGAAGAAGGUGAGGAGGGCGAGGAGGGCGAGGGCGUGGAGGAGGACGACGAAGAAGAAGAAGGAGAAGAAGGCGAGGACGAAGGCGAGCAGGAGGGUGAGGAGCAGGAGGGUGAGAAUGGAAGUGAAGAUGAAGGCGAGGCAGAAGACGCGCAAGACGAGGAUGAGGAGAUGGCCGAGGCCGCGGAGGAAGGAGAGGAGCUGGAAGUGCCGGACAGCCAGGGCACUGCGGAAGAGACCGAUUGA
This is a messenger RNA of Diaporthe batatas, 6195 nucleotides long. RefSeq lists its product as uncharacterized. Gene Ontology annotation, cellular component: HIR complex; nucleus. The record is from RefSeq and is a predicted model, not a curated record. The coding region runs from base 154 to 6195 and encodes 2013 amino acids. Gene Ontology annotation, biological process: chromatin organization. The transcript has 3 exons. Lineage: Eukaryota; Fungi; Ascomycota; Sordariomycetes; Diaporthales; Diaporthaceae. Gene Ontology annotation, molecular function: nucleosome binding; protein binding.